CAAAAAUAAAAAAAAAAAAUGACCAAACAACCCGAAAUCAAAUUUACGAAGCUGUUCAUCGAUGGCAAGUUUGUGGAUUCAGUAAGUGGCAAAAAGUUUGCCGUUAUCAACCCAUCGACUGGCAAGAAAAUCUGUGACGUUACCGAAGGCGAUGAAGCGGACGUAGAUAAAGCCGUGGAGGCAGCUCGCCGGGCGUUUAAACUUGGUUCCAAAUGGCGCACUAUGGACGCCUCAAGUCGUGGCCAUCUCAUCUACAAGUUGGCUGACCUUAUUGAAAGGGAUGCCGAAUAUUUGGCUGCCCUAGAAACCCUCAACAAUGGGAAACCGUUGCCAGAAGCGCAAUUCGAUAUGGUUUUUGCUGUGAAAUGCCUUCGCUAUUACGCUGGUUGGACCGAUAAAAUUCACGGCCAGACCAUUCCUGCAGAUGGUAGCAGUUUUGUUAUGACGCGGAAGGAGCCUGUCGGAGUCGUAGGGCAGAUCAUUCCUUGGAACUAUCCAGUAUUGAUGUGUGCGUGGAAGUUUGGACCAGCAUUAGCUGCUGGAUGCACAAUUGUCCUCAAACCUGCUACAGAGACCCCGUUAACCGCACUUUAUCUGGCGCACCUAUCGGUCGAGGCUGGAUUUCCAGCUGGUGUGAUAAACGUGGUCAACGGCUUCGGUGACACAGUGGGAACAGCUUUAACAAAGCAUCCAAAUAUCCAGAAAAUUGCUUUUACCGGCUCAACAGAGGUCGGGAGAUCGAUCAUGGAAAAUGCAGCCAAAUCAAACCUGAAGCGUUUCAGUUUGGAACUGGGUGGAAAGAGUCCAAUUGCCGUAUUCCCCGAUGCUGAUUUGGAUAAUGCCGUCUCGACCUGCUUCAGCGCCAUAUUUGCCAACAUGGGCCAAUGCUGCUGCGCUGGUUCGCGUACGUUUGUUCAUGAAGACAUCUACGAUGAGUUUGUUAAAAAGACUGCGGCUAUGGCCGCCGCCCGCAAAGUUGGAAAUCCUUUCGACGAAGGGGUUGAGCACGGACCACAGGUUAGCGAGAAACAAUUCAACAAAAUUAUUGACCUAGUGGAGUCGGGAAAGAAGGAAGGAGCGUCGGUUAAGUGCGGUGGUAAAAAAUGGGGAACCGAAGGUUACUUUAUUGAACCAACGGUGUUUGCAGAUGUAACGGAUGACAUGCGUAUAGCAAAGGAAGAGAUUUUCGGUCCUGUUCAAACGAUUCUAAAGUUCCGCACGAUGAAAGAACUGAUUGAACGUGCCAAUAAAACUUAUUAUGGUCUUGCUGCAGGAGUGAUGACUAAAGAUAUGAACACGGCCCUCACGUUUGCCCAGGCAGUCGAAGCUGGUUCCGUCUGGAUUAAUUGCUAUAACGCCACGACGGCCCAGACGCCAUUCGGUGGUUUCAAAAUGUCCGGCCAAGGAAGAGAAUUGGGAGAAGAGGGCUUGCAUCACUACUUGGAAGUGAAGACAAUUACAAUUGCGAUCCCUCAGAAGAAUUCCUAAAAAUAGUUUAAAUAGCAAAAGCAAGGGUAA
Daphnia carinata is the source of this 1518-nucleotide messenger RNA. RefSeq names its product aldehyde dehydrogenase 1A1-like. Gene Ontology annotation, molecular function: aldehyde dehydrogenase (NAD+) activity. The record is from RefSeq and is a predicted model, not a curated record. The transcript is spliced from 16 exons. Bases 19 to 1488 code for a protein of 489 amino acids. NCBI's taxonomy places the organism in Eukaryota, Metazoa, Arthropoda, Branchiopoda, Diplostraca, Daphniidae.